AACGGAAGUGUGUCAGCGCGCGCCUUUUAAUUUCAGAAGUGGUUCGCGCGCCGCUCAGUUAGCUUUGCGCGCGCGGCCGGCAAACAAUCGGAGAUCAAUCAGUUUCUCAGCAGAAGCUCAAUAAUCGCUAUCGGUUCCGUGAAGCAUGGCAACCCCUCCGAAGAGGCCGUGUUCCGGGCGCCGCAGCCCGCCGCUGGAAGGCAGCUUCUCCCGCCGCCUCAAGAAGAUCUCCAUCGAGGGAAACAUCGCUGCAGGAAAGUCGACUUUUGUUCGUCUCCUUGAAGCAGCGUCUGAUGACUGGGAGGUGAUUCCUGAACCAGUUGGUAAAUGGUGCAACGUCCAGAACGACAGCGACGACAUUUACCAGGAUCUGAGUUCCUCUCAGAAGAGUGGAGGAAACCUGCUGCAGAUGUUGUACGAUAAGCCCAGCCGCUGGUCCUACACCUUUCAGAGCUAUGCGUGUCUCAGCAGAGUCCGUUCUCAGCUUCAGUCUCCUUCAGUCAAACUCCAGCAGUCAGAAAAUCCUGUUCAGUUCUACGAACGCUCCGUCUACUCCGACAGGUAUGUGUUUGCCUCCAACCUGUUUGAAAGCGGGAACCUGACAGAAACAGAGUUUAGUGUGUAUCAGGACUGGCACUCCUGGUUACUGAACCAGUUUGAACUGGAAAUUGCUCUGGACGCCAUCAUCUACUUGAGAGCCCCACCACAGCGCUGUAUGCAGCGGUUGCUCCAUCGGGGUCGGGAGGAGGAGCAGGACAUUCCUCUGGAGUAUCUGGAGCAGCUUCACUUCAAGCACGAGUCCUGGUUGUUCCACCGGAACCUCAGGCUGGACUUUGAUUACCUCAACGAUCUUCCGGUUCUGGUUCUGGAUGUCGACGGAGACUUCAAGAACGACUGCAUCAAACAGGAAGCUGUCAUCGAUAAGGUCAGAGAGUUUCUCACCACGCUGUGAGCUCCAUCCACCAAUCAGAGCCAGCCCUGCCAGCAGCGGAGCAUCUGAUUGGACGACAGAGUUACUGUUUGUGGUUUUAGUUUUCUAGAUCACCUGAAGGUUUUAACGCAGAAGUCAACUAGAGCGCAUGUAUGUUUUAUUAGUGUGUGUGUGUGCAUGUGUGUGUGUGUACUGUAUUUAAUCAUAUUUUAAACCAUUUCAUCUUGGAUAUAGAAGUUCAUUUGUCCGGACAGUGAGUUGUUCCUGAACACAUCACGAUGCCUUCAGGCUCUCAGUGUUCUGUUUAAUGUGUGUUAAUAAAUGAAAUCAGGCUGAA
This is a messenger RNA of Amphiprion ocellaris (clown anemonefish), 1268 nucleotides long. Its product is annotated as deoxycytidine kinase 2-like. Bases 146 to 952 code for a protein of 268 amino acids. NCBI's taxonomy places the organism in Eukaryota, Metazoa, Chordata, Actinopteri, Pomacentridae. The transcript is spliced from 8 exons. Gene Ontology annotation, cellular component: mitochondrion; cytoplasm. Gene Ontology annotation, molecular function: deoxyguanosine kinase activity; ATP binding. Gene Ontology annotation, biological process: nucleobase-containing compound metabolic process. The record is from RefSeq and is a predicted model, not a curated record.